This is a messenger RNA of Linum trigynum, 1043 nucleotides long. NCBI's taxonomy places the organism in Eukaryota, Viridiplantae, Streptophyta, Magnoliopsida, Malpighiales, Linaceae. The record is from the annotation of a GenBank genome assembly.
UACGUAGCAUUGGAACUACUCCCAAGAUACUAACAAGGUAAGGUAACUAUCUAGAAAUUAAUUUUAAGGGUUAAGACUUAAUUAAGAGGCGACUUUUGCAUGUAUCACUUGAUAUCAAUAAUUGUAGCUGCAUUUUUUUGUUAAGUGUAGUUAUACCUGCAUGUAUUUCAAGUCGUUAACUAAACAAUGAGUUGUUUUUGAGCGACUUAAUAAACAGGGUGAAGGCCUCGGGAAUCUCUGCCCACGAGUUUGUAAACUUCGUCUAUGCCAUCAACGUUCGCAAAUUGGUGCAGCCACCGUUGCCGACGGGCUACUGGGGAAACGGCUGCGUUCCGAUGUGCGUCCAACUGCAAGCGAAGGACCUCCUUGAGCAGCCCAUCUGGCGGACGGCGGAGCUGAUUAAGCAGAGCAAACGACACGUGGCCGCCCCGGACGGGUACGUGAGUUCCUUCAUCGACUUCAUCGAGCUACACGGCGGAGAAAUUGUGACGGCGGCGAGCAGCUGCAGGGUGACCAGUGGGUUCACGGAUUGGAGACACUUGGGCCAGAUGGGCGUAGAUUUCGGGUGGGGCAACCCGGUCACCGUUUUGCCGCUUUCGACGAGGAGGUUAUUGGGGAGCGACGAGCCUUGCUUUUUCUUGCCGCAUUCUUCUGUCGGUGAAGGCAAGGGAGAUGGUGGGUUUAAGGUGCUGGUGUUGCUAAGUGAGGCGGCCAUGCCAGGGUUCAAGAUCGAGAUUGAUAAAUUUUGCAGCCAGGAAUUUGGGCAACUUUAAAGGUGUUAUGUGUUCACGCCUCAAGAACAUCCAAAGCCUAAGAAACAGUAAGCAAGAGGGCUAACAUCAUCUUGUUAAUGAGGGUUGAUUUCUGAGGGAUAUAUGAAUUCCUCGUAAUUAUUAUUAUUGUUACUAGCUUUAUAUUCGGCCCGUUGGCCGGAUUUAUCAUAAAAUUUUCAUGAGUAGUAAAUCGUAAAAUAAGUUAAGUACCUCGUCCGAGAUUAUUGUUCAAAUUUGUACACGAUAUCGAAAUACAAUUUUAAAAAUUGA